Molecule: messenger RNA, 2016 nt
Organism: Carya illinoinensis
Lineage: Eukaryota; Viridiplantae; Streptophyta; Magnoliopsida; Fagales; Juglandaceae
Product: sulfite exporter TauE/SafE family protein 4-like
Exons: 13
Coding region: 186-1664 (492 amino acids)
Biological process (GO): protein ubiquitination
Cellular component (GO): Cul4A-RING E3 ubiquitin ligase complex; membrane
Source: RefSeq, a predicted model, not a curated record
CUCUGGUCAGUUUUAUAUAGCAUAGUACUUCAUAAGGGUAUGCCCAUGAUAUUCAUGUGCAUAAAUCUCGGUGAAGGCAAAAAAAAUAACGUCGUUGGUUGUUUCAGGACGCCUGGCUGUCUUCUUGUGGCCCGGACGGGACCGAAAUAGAGAGUUGUGACAGUUGCUAGAGGCAGCGCCCGCCAAUGGCAACGAGUGGAUUCGUACUAUUUCUCCUAGCCGGUUUCUCUGUGGCUGUUCUCUCCGUCCCAUUCGUCAGCCAUCCCAAUUCCCAGAACUCAAACCAAAACGGGUUAUCAUCUUCAAGCUCCACUCUUUCGCACUCCGCAUAUGGAUCCAUCACCAAAACUGUUUGGCCAGUAUGUCUAUAUAUUAGUCUCUUCGCCCUUGAUCUUCAUAUAUACAGCAGAAGUACGCUUUUGCACGUAUAUAUAACUAAAUUAGAGUUCAGUUGGAGACUUGUGUUGGCGACAGUAAUAGGAUUUCUGGGAUCGGCUUGUGGAACCGUGGGUGGAGUGGGAGGGGGAGGCAUUUUUGUUCCUAUGCUUACUUUGAUUGUUGGGUUUGAUACCAAGUCUGCUGCUGCGCUUUCUAAAUGUAUGAUAAUGGGGGCAUCAGCAUCAUCGGUGUGGUACAAUCUAGGAGUGAGGCAUCCAACAAAGGAAGUGCCGAUCAUAGACUACGAUCUGGCUCUUCUCUUCCAGCCCAUGCUUAUGCUUGGCAUCACUGUUGGUGUUGCGCUUAGCGUUGUCUUCCCCUACUGGCUCAUUACUGUCCUCAUCAUUAUUCUCUUCUUGGGGACCUCGUCAAGGUCUUUCUUUAAGGGAAUCCAGAUGUGGAAGGAAGAGACUGUCUUGAAGAAAGAAAUGACCGAUAGAGAAGGAACUCAUGUGGUUAAUUCUCGUGGUGAACUUCUGAUUGAUACUGAGUAUGAGCCAUUGGUACCCAGAGAGGAGAAAACUCAAAUGCAAAUAGUAUGUUUCAACCUCAGGUGGAAAAGAACUUUGGUGCUACUACUUGUAUGGGUUUUUUUCCUUGUGUUGCAGAUCAUCAAGAAUGAUGUGGAGGCUUGCAGUGCGUGGUAUUGGGUGCUCUUCUGCCUACAGUUUCCCAUAGCACUUGGAGUGUUUGGAUAUGAAUCUGUCAAGCUGUACAUCGAACACAAGAAGAGGGUGAGAACGGGUAAUACCGAAUCAAUUUGCGAGGCUUCCAUCGGAUGGACUGCGACGCACAUUGCAUUCUGUUCACUUUGUGGCAUCUUGGGAGGCAUUGUCGGGGGCCUACUUGGUUCUGGUGGCGGAUUCAUUCUGGGCCCGCUGCUCCUUGAGAUUGGUGUCAUCCCCCAGGUUGCAAGUGCGACAGCAACAUUUGUCAUGGCAUUCUCGUCAUCCUUAUCCGUGGUGGAGUUUUACCUUCUCAAGAGGUUCCCUAUUCCCUACGCUUUUUACCUCACAUCGGUGUCUAUUUUGGCUGGCUUCUGGGGACAGUUCUUAGUAAGAAAACUUGUCACAUUUUUGGGAAGAGCAUCAAUUAUUAUAUUCAUUCUCUCCGGUGUCAUCUUUCUUAGUGCUCUCACAAUGGGGUUCGUUGGUAUUGAGACUAGCAUCGAGAUGAUACGCAAUCACGAGUUCAUGGGAUUUUUAGGGUUCUGCAGCAGUCAGUAGUGAUCAUGAUCACUAGCAACGACCGGGAACUUCUAAGGAAGGAUAUUAUUAUAUAAUCAAUUAAGCAAUGGCGAGUCUUGGCCAAUACCUAGUUGACCAAUUCUCUCAGCCUCCAAUAAAUUCCUUUUUUUAUUUAAACUUCAAUUUAUUAUAUGAAGCAGUAAAAGUCUGCUUAAUUUGAGUCGAUCGUCUAUUCGAUCAUUGUACGUGUUGAACGUUAGGUCCAUCAAGCUGGCCGGGAGGCUGUGUUCAAUGUUAGCUACUGGCUAACAUGACCACCGCUACCCAUACAAAGUACCUCUUCUACUAUAUUUAUUUAUAUAUUUGUUCCAAGUGAUACCUGUUAUGUUAA